Molecule: messenger RNA, 3711 nt
Organism: Microstroma glucosiphilum
Lineage: Eukaryota; Fungi; Basidiomycota; Exobasidiomycetes; Microstromatales; Microstromataceae
Exons: 22
Source: RefSeq, a predicted model, not a curated record
CUUCUCAACUCCAGCUUCGCACUUCAGCAGCUGAGAGAGACUACCAUUCGGGAGGAGCCGACCCCAGACCGACUGGCCGCCGAGCAUGCGGGCUCAGCCUGCUCCUCCCUGCUGAAUUCGGCCUACAAUUCUCUCAACCUCUCUGAGCAUGCGGAAGAACGCUUCGACAUUCCCAAGUCUGUCUCGAUCGAAAACGAGGAAUUCGACAUCAUCAACCCACUUCGCUCUAACAUCGCGUCAGUGUAUGACAGGAGAGUGGUGGACGAGUCGUCCAGUGCUACCUUGACCCGCUCAUCAUCUUCGCCCAGGGUCCCAAUGGCUCACGACAAAGCGAGUCUGUCUCCCUCAACUCUUCAGAACGGCAGUCACUUUAGCGAGCCAUCCGCACCAUCGUCGGUGGGCACUUCAGCUUUCCAGAGAAGACAACGUCCCCCCGUCCUCUCCUUCGAUGGGGCUGUCGCAGAUGAAGAGGCUCUGCUAAACCUUGCCGCCUCAUCCGCCGCGUCAAGCUCGUCCGGUGAUCCCGAACAAGCGGCUGUGACAAGAAGACUCAGCACUCUCGGACCCAGACUCAGGAAAAACGAGCCAGCUCCAUGGGAGCUCGAAGAAGGAGACGACCUUCUUGCUCAAAGUCACUCCGUGGUCUCUACAGCUCUCCACCCACCCCAUUCGCCUGGAGCCUUUCUCGAUAGCUCUCCGGCACCUUCGUCGCCGUGGUCCAAACUGACUCGCGGCUCACUCGAACAAAGCCGCGGCGACACGCGGGUAAAAUCUGGCCCGGGUCUGAGCGUAAGGCUUCGUCGUCCAAGCGGGGAGGUCAACUCACUCAGUGCCUUUGACGGUGAUACGCGAAGAAGGGCCGCCUCUGCUUCAGGUUCAGGUCUGCCCUUGGGACCACAAGCCAAGACGAAGUUCGGAAGCAAGCCUUGGUCUACCGAGAGUGACGGUGGCGUCUCACCGCUCUUCACGGGUUGGACCACGCCAGAAUUUCUGGCAAGGCCUCGUCAAGGUUCCAAGGCGUCAUCGGGAUCCGUGGGUCUCAAGUCUCCACAUCAGCUUCGAAUUGACAGUGGAAGCAGCACUUCAGAAGUGCCGCUCGGCAUGCCAGACGUAGUGCAAGUCUCCAGUACAACUUCGACUGCCUCCGCCAACAGCAAUGCUACACCCAGCAGCGCCAAUCAGCCAAAGAAGACAUCCUCCGCCGGCAAAGUCUUGAAAGGACUCGGCUUAGGAGGGAGUGCGACUGGCUCGGGCAGACGAGAAGGCAGUGGCACCGGGAGUGAUGGUGACGGAUUUGGCGCGAAACAGGUGCGCAUCAACAACAUCAAGCUCGUGAAGUCGCUUAAGAAGAAGGGAGAACGGGACGAACUCAGCCUUGAGAGGGGCAUCAGCAGCGAAGGAUAUGCGAAAGCCAUCGAAGAGGAAGAGAAGGCUAGAGCCAAUCUUCUCAAAGGCACACAGGUCCCGCCCGCACGUUCCCAAUCUCCUGCUUUGUCUUCUCGGCGACCAUCGAUCGAGUCGAUGAACACUACUGCCUGGAGAGCAGCAGAAGCGAACAGAGGCCUCGUCAACCCUUUCACCAAGCUGGCCCCUGUCAGUGAGCCUCUUUCGGAAUCCUCGGAGGUCAUUCCGACUCCUCCAGUGACACCAGCAACGCCAAACAGAACUACCAGCCGAAGGAAGUCUGUAGAUUAUGCUCAAGUUCGUUCCACUUCAGCUAACGACAUAGAUGUCGAUACAGAAGGGCAGGCACAAACGCAGACUAACACAACUUGGAGACAACAGGCAGAUGCUCUACCGCGGCAGGCAUCUGAUGUUGAGCAGUCGAUGCCAACUGACGUCUCAACCACGACUGAGCCCCUUCUCGAAGAAGCACCUGGUGUCGAAAAUGCUGCAUUGAUGGGGGCUCCGUCUUUCCCUGCAAAUGCCUGCCCGUCCACAACGUACCCUUUGCCUUUUGAGGUCGAAGAUGCUGCGCGUAAAUUCUCACUGCUCUCAAAUUCGUCGACAAUGACUAGCAAGGUUGGCGACAACUCGUCACCACUCUUCGCUUUUCGCGAGGGAACCACCUCUCCCAAAUCGAGCGGGCUCCCUCUCAGAUCGCCCGCAAGCAACCACUUCAGUGCAAGAUCAGUCGCUAAGAGCAUGGGAAACCCCGCUCAAGAUGACAUCACAUCCAGGAGUGCGGCGAUGCAAGGCGAGAGUGUACAUCGGCCUUCUACACCUUCCUCUACAAACAAAGUGGGUCCAGGCGGCGGCCCACCAAAUCCGAUCAGUGGUACGGAGUUAUCUACUCCAAUCCAUCUCGAGAGUCAUACCGGUGACAGCACUGACACCUCUACCCUCGAAACUGCUGUUUCGUUCGGUGCACCAGUCGUUUCUUCUCGUGGUACCACUCUUCCCAUCCCGGGCUCACAUGAGGGAGCCCAGGCUCAGCGAGUUGGCAAGGACUUGGACUGUGGGCCUGUGUCUACCGCUGCGGAACGUGCGUACCCUAGCAAGGCUCCUCAGCUCUCGUUAUCUCCUGAUCCUGUUACGCUAGAUCAGCAGCACCACACUACCGGCGAAAGCAUGCCAGCGGGCUACUUGCACGCCUCCGGCGGCCAUGCCGCACGAGCACUCAAGAACAAGAAGAGCGGUUUGUUGAAGCUAUUUGGUCGCAAGCAGGCAUCUGAGACUUCAACGCAUGACCCUGAUCGGCAGCAGGAAGUUUCUCCUGCGAUGCCCUCUCUGCCGCGAGGCAUGACCACGCGUGAUGCGAGCGCUGCGAACGCCGUGGACGAUCUGCCAUCGCCGUUGCCUUCUUCAACGGAGUCUAUCUUCCUCCUCCCUGCUGACGAAGCCGUUCCUGCUCUCGGUGCUCUUCGGCCGAUGUCCAGCGGAAAUUUGCCAAUGGAGUCGCUCACAGGAGAAGACGAGGAAGAACCGCCUAUUGACGAGGAUGGCGCUGUCCGGUCCAUGAAGAACGGCGUGAAGGGCCCUCCAGCUCACGCUGCUGUCUCUGCUGGUGUUCGACCUGUCCGUCCACUUCGCCCCGAUGGAUUUGGCGGAUUGCUCUAUGACCGGGAUUUGACUCCCACACCCAUCACCGCCGCACGAAGCUCUUCUCAGGCAGACAACUCGACAGCUGCGCCCCUGCUUGGCAUCUCUGGUCUUCAUUCACCGUGGACCAAGCAAUACACGGAGCCCUCCCCUACCCAGGCUUGGCCUCCAGCAGGAAGAAGUACUCCUCACUCAAGCUGGCAAGAGACAUUGAGCGCAACGGACAGAGCGGCGGUUGCCUCCUCAAUCGGCUCACACUCUUUCACUCUGGCCAACUCAGCCAAUCACCCCACUGACCAAGCCUCGCCAUCUUUAUUGGGGAGUCUGCCAAUUGGUCCGGCCUCACAGGGCGCGCAAGCACAGCUGCGAGACAGAAUUCCAGAGUUGACCCGCCUGAGGUCCAUGUCCCUCCCUCCGGAGUUUACUCCUCCUUCUCCCGACGCGACUCGGGACACACACCCGGAAUCAGACAUUGGUCAUGGCGCUGCAGCCUCAUCCCCUUCGAACAAGGUGGAAGCGGUUGGCUCUUCCACAGCGAGCCCCAGUGCAGUGAAGAAGCGGGCCGAAGCUGUUGGUCCUCCUUCCUUCCUUUCCUUCCAGUAGCGAGGGUCUAGUAUCGGGUGGGGUCCUCCUUCCUUCCUUUCCUUCCAGUAGCGAGGGUCUAGUAUC